AUGAAACCAAAGGAAAACAUGAACGAAAAAAAUCAAAUCAUAAUCAUUGAUCCAUCAGCCAACUUUGUUCUACCUGAAGUCUUAACUUAUGCAAAAAUCAGCAGUCACGCCACAGCUUUUGAAAGUGUAAAAGAGUUAGACUUCUUGAAUCCAAAUUUCUAUAAUGAUUUAAAAGCAAAUUAUUUCUGUGAGCUUAGAAGACUUAAAUUUAAAAUUGAUAUUCGUCUUUCUUUUUCUUUACGCGAUAUUUCAACUGCCCCUCAAAUGAACAAUUUUUAUUCAGCUUUUUAUGUGGCAAUCGGAAAGGCGAAAGCAAUUUCUGCUGAUCAAAAAAUAAAUCCUGAUUCUUGGCUCAGCAAAAAAAAACUGAAACUAUUUAUAUCAAAUUUAAUUGCCAACACCACCAGGACCAACACUGCAUGA
Messenger RNA from Clunio marinus, 423 nucleotides. Lineage: Eukaryota; Metazoa; Arthropoda; Insecta; Diptera; Chironomidae. The record is from the annotation of a GenBank genome assembly.